Haplochromis burtoni (Burton's mouthbrooder) is the source of this 2065-nucleotide messenger RNA. Its product is annotated as gasdermin-E. Gene Ontology annotation, cellular component: cytoplasm. Gene Ontology annotation, biological process: programmed cell death. The transcript is spliced from 10 exons. The record is from RefSeq and is a predicted model, not a curated record. NCBI's taxonomy places the organism in Eukaryota, Metazoa, Chordata, Actinopteri, Cichliformes, Cichlidae. The coding region runs from base 232 to 1617 and encodes 461 amino acids.
GGUUAGCUAUACAGUCCUCUCAGCACUCGCCUGUAGCUUCUCCCGGACAGUGCUGUCUUUCGGGGAUUUGCUUCACAGUUUCGUCAUUUGCUCAAAUAGCUGUGUGUGAACUUUCACUUAGAAAGCCAAAGGACUACUUUUGGAUUUUAUUUUUUACGUCAUCAUCGGUCACAUUCCGUUACUGACUGUCAACUCUGAGAAAGCUGUCUGCGGUGCUCGUCUUCUGGAGUCAUGUUUUCCAAGGCCACUGCCAACUUCGUCCGUGAGAUUGACCCCGAAGGACUUCUCAUCUACGUCUCUCGAGUAAAUGACUCUCACAAACUGGUUCCCAUGGCCCUCGUGAUCAAACGCAAGCGCUGGUUUUGGCAGAGACCCAGGUACCAACCAACAGAUUUCACUCUCGGCGACUUGUUGCUGGGUGACAAGGAGCUCAUGCCGGGAGUGUCAGAGUCAGAAUUCUUGACCUACAAGGGGACAUAUGGAGCUAAACUUGCUAGUGAUCUGGGCCCCGAAGCCGGCUCUGCAAGUAUCAGACUGGAGGGGCGUGGCACUACCAAGCUCCAGUCAUGUUUUGGCCAGCUGAAGAAAGAGGAGGUGAAUGUGAAGAAGCUAUUACUUGACUCGGACAACAGGUCGGUGGACAUGCAGCACGUGCUGGUGAGGCAGAUAGAGAAGCGGGCUGAGGUGGUGGGGCUAGUGAAGGAGAGGAUCCUCACCACCAGCCCCUGUUCCAUCACCCAGACAAAAGUGGAAGAGUGCACCUUUCAAGGGGUGCUCGGGCUGGUUGGCAUGCUGGGGAGUUCGGUGUGUGUGAAGGACAGCAACAGCAUUGAGAUAGACAGCGAUGUUUCUGUGGAGAUCCCCUCUGGUACAGUCAUCGCGUACAGCAUCCUGGAACUGGAGGUUAAAAAAGACGGACAAUACUACAUAUGUCUACAACCUGGUGCAAUUGGAGGCUUUGAGCCAGACUUCAUCUUGAGGUCCUGGCCUUCUGAUGAUUGCUUCGACACAGUGGAUAGAAAGUGCAACAAGCAGAAGGUUCCACAGAAAGCCCCCCUUACUGCACUUCAUGACGAAUCGCAGGAAAAAGUCCUUUCUCCUCUGGCAAAGCUCCCCCAGCCGACCCGAUGGGCUUUAUUCAAGAAGCUCCAAGAAACUCUGAAUGACAGAGCUGCUCUGUCAUAUCUGCAGCUUGUGCUUGAAGAUUUGUGUAGCAAUGAAAUACACAAUGGGACCCCAAAAGAAGAGCAGCCCAGUGCAGAGAGUCCCACUGAAAGCACCCUAAAUGCAGCGCACCUGUUGGUCAGUGCCAUGGAAGAGUUGCCCAAUGAAACUCUGGAACUUCUGAGCAAGAGCGCUCCUGAUUUUCUGCAGGCUUUCAACAUGCUGGUGUGCAAGCUAAAGAGCAGCGAUGUUCUCAACAUUCAGUCUCUUCCUGCCAUGCUGCAGGAUAACCAGGCCUUUCAGCUGGCAAAGCAGUUACUUUCCUCUGCCAGUGUGAUGCUAAGGAGAGACGCUGACCUCCUGUGGAUGGAAACCAGAGAUAAUGCAGGAGUCCUACCAGUGGUCCUCUUCCUCAGCAUCCAUGGAUUGUGUUUGCUCUGCAAUGCACUUUAAUAGUUGUAGUGCCUGAGUGUGCACUCCCUCUCCUUUUAUUGUGUGGAUGCCCUCAAGGCAUUGAGUAACCCCGAACUGUCCAACUCGGAAUAUUCGGUUUCAGAAAGGCUGAUAACAAUUAGUUCAAUCAACGCGGAGUCGCGCUAACCCCAAGUGAAGCGCGCGGACGAGGAUACAUAAAGCCCUGAUAAGCGGAGCACAGAUUAAGCGAGUCACCAUGGAGACGGAGGGAAAGAAGACGCGGUCAAUGUAUUUUACAGCGCUUGAGGCCGAAACUCUGAUGGCAGCAUAUGCCGAUUACAUGCAAAUUCCGCGGAAAAAAGUAAAGUUAGCCAUAGCUGCAAAAGACAGGGAGCAUGCAUGGCAAAACAUAGCCGACAGAGUCAAUGCGUGAGUGUUAAUUUAAACAUUGAUCUAGGGAUUUCCACCCAUUUAACACGUUAUUUUA